AUGUCCCCCACGGACUGCCUCGAUAAACAGUGUGUCAACAAGUCCGCGUCAGCGCAAAACGUCACUUCACUGCAAAACGCGGAUUCGUUCGAGGUGUUCGACUUCUACACGACCACCUCCUCAUUCACCAACGCAGAUCUGAUCGCGAGGUACGGUAGUGCCGUGGAUCCCCCAAGUCAAGAGACGUUGUCCUCUUCGUCCGGCGAGAGCAGCACGGAAAGUACGGAGAGCGCGAGUUUUUCAUCUCCUGGUAUCAAACUUCAGAAUCUUCCGUACAGGGAUGCGCUGCAUCUGACCAAAAAAUGGCUUAACCAAGAGUUCGUC
Molecule: messenger RNA, 324 nt
Organism: Lymnaea stagnalis (great pond snail)
Lineage: Eukaryota; Metazoa; Mollusca; Gastropoda; Lymnaeidae
Source: the annotation of a GenBank genome assembly